Molecule: messenger RNA, 9089 nt
Organism: Mercenaria mercenaria
Lineage: Eukaryota; Metazoa; Mollusca; Bivalvia; Venerida; Veneridae
Exons: 3
Coding region: 26-8782 (2918 amino acids)
Biological process (GO): motor neuron axon guidance
Source: RefSeq, a predicted model, not a curated record
CAGCACAACUGACUUACUUCCAAAGAUGAGCGCAGCCAUGUGGGACUGUAUUGAUGCUGAUGGUGAUGAAGAGGAUAUGGCGAAUGCUAUAUCACAAUUUGCAGACGACUGUCAGACAACACUUGGUCUCGCCUUCUGGCCAGCGGAGAGGACUUGCCUUGAAUUUGAAAAUGAUUUCAAUUUGUAUCCUUACAUGGGUACAAACUGCUGGCCUGAAUGUCCAUUUGGUUUGAGAGAAACGUCGACGUCCGCAUGUGAAUGUGAUGAUGGAUAUUGGAAUGGAACCUGCACUGGUAUAUGUCCUGGCGGAGUCCAAAACCCUUGUAGUGGAUAUGGUACUUGUGAUUCCGUCACGGGCGAAUGCAAUUGCCCUAUUAACAGAAUGCCGGCAGACGACUGCAGCUUAUGUUCGGAGGACUGGUAUGGAUCCGAUUGCGAGAUUGCUGUCAAUAAUGUUACUGGCAGUGACAAUACUUCCCUUGCCGUACUGGGACAAUUAGGCAUAAUUUAUACAUUUGAUGGUUUGAGCUAUUCAGUUAAAACGCAAGGUGAGCUUAUGUUGAUGGCAAUUUCAGAAAAUAUCAUCAUCGAAGGAAAAUUUGUUACCUGCUACCAGAAUUAUUCAUGUGUUCCUUUCAUAGCUGCUAGAAUUGGAGAUGGUAUCAACGGAUACGCAACAGUUACAGUUCAGUCCGAAAGAAAGUAUGAUUCCAAGCCAAUGAUAUACAUCAAUGGUGUAAGUGAUACUUUGGAUACACCAGCAUAUUUCAACGGAUUCAAAGUGUAUAGGUCCAAUUUCUUCGAAGUAACAUUUGAAGUAAAAGAUAUAGUAACGUUCUAUAUCAGAAAUGAAGGUCAAUAUUUGCACUUGACUCUGGAAUUGGUUGAUACGCUGGUUACUCAGACAUCAGGUUUGCUCAGUGGAGGACUGUAUGCAAAUAUUACUGACCGGCUUGAUCACUUAUACAAUGCAGAAGUUCCGCUUUUUGCCAUUUGUAAUGACACAUCAAGCAUUCAAUCCGCACAAGGAUCGCAAAGUUCUAACACAAUAAGUCUGACAGCUUACACGCAGACAUACUCAAAUGAUACGGACUUGGAUAUUUCAAGGUUUAUCGUGGAUGAAUGUGACAGUAUCAUUUACUUUUCAAACGACCUGUUGAAAUAUCAGACACAAGGAGGUUAUGGAUUGAACUUCAGUAAGUCGAGCCUCGACAGGGAGUUGGUCUUGGAUACCAGUUCCACUACAAGUAUGACCAUAGAACUACUUGUUAAACAGAAUGAAGCGAACAACAGUGGUGUAAUAUUCUCGUACACAAGUAGUUCAUCGUCAUCACUUCUUCUUGUAAGCGGGGAAUCUUCUCUUGAAGUUCACACAUACGUAGGCAGCAAUGAAACCAUGUAUGAUACAGCUAUUGCAUUAGACGAAGACGCCUGGAAUAAAGUGGUAUUUGCUUACGAUAAUGAUGAUGGAACAAGCACAGUUUAUGUUAUUGACAAAGACGGAACAGUGUCAACAACAGGCGAUUUUGAAAUAAAUCCAGCCUUGUUUGAGUCUACGGGUACUCUCACUAUCGGUCAUUGGAACAUGCCGUUUGACAGUAAACAGUAUGAUUUACCAAAUGGAUUUGAUGGUAGUUUAGAAAAUUUCAUGAUAUGGAACCUAACAGUAGAGGAGAGUCAAGUGAGUGAACUCUGGCAAAUGGAUCCAGCUACGGCAUCUGGUAGUUUAUUGUUCGCCCUUCAAUUUGACGAAGGAGAUGGCACAUUGACCAGUGACAACAUCGGUAAUUUAGACCUUUCUCUUCCAGAAUACCCAUGGAAGGCUCCCGAAUGGAUUAUCUCAGAUUUAGAUUAUAUAAGCAGCUAUACACCAGAUUUUGCACUGACGUACUUCAACAAUGACACAUGGGAAACGGAAGCAAGUACAUUCUGUUUAUCGAUAACCACAGCCACAGAUGGCAUCAGCAUUAGCAACAGUACAAGAAAUUUCUUUUACUUAAAUUGUCUACAAAAUUUGGCAGUCACAGAAUAUAAAACCUCGGGGUACAAUGCUAUAUUAGAUGCUCUAGUUUUAGGCGUAUCACAGCAUGGAACAGCCUCUUCUGAGAUAGACACAUUCUGCUCAGCCAUUUCUGAUACAGAUAAAAAUGGAACUUCUUGUACAACAACAUGCACGUUUGGUAUUGAAUACUCCAAUGGAACAUGUUCCUGUUUUGAAGGUUACUAUGGUGCAAACUGCGAUGGUGUAUGUCCAGGAAGUUCGGAUUCACCUUGUAGUCUCCAUGGUGAAUGCCUUUCCGAUGGUACAUGUGACUGUUGGUGGAACUGGGGUGGAAGCUUAGACUGUUCGUCCUGCACAUCAGAUUCUUCGGGCGAUAUGGUUGGGCCAGAUUGUUCUAUUCUAAGUACAUCAUCUUUGUCCUCGUCCUCGUCGAAGGUAGCAGCUGUGUCUAGUAAUGGACACUAUAUGACAUUUGACGGUCAGCAGAUCUCGUUCAUUGGUGAGACAGGCGCAUUUAUGUUAUUUAGUUCUUCCUUGAUGGGUGUAGAUAUUCAUGUAUAUCAAGUAAGUUGCCAUUAUGGAUCUUGUGUUGCUGCAGUUUCCCUUACCUCCUCAACUGAUGACCUGGUCAUUGCCGCACCAGGGCAGGGUAUAUAUCCAGUACUAUAUAGGAAUGGAAAGCAAAUCAUACUUGACGACAUUACGAACGUUUUUAGUGCGUCCAUGACCGUAACACAGGAUUCUUUAACAGAUAUCAGCGUAACUAUCACCGGUAUUGGAAGCAUCACAGUACAAGUUCUUGUUCAGGAACAGUUUCUGCAAGCGUCUGUCGUUUCCUCUUCAACAAUAUGUCAAGUUGGAUCCGGAGUAUUUGAUAAAUGUAACGGAAAUGGCAAGGACUAUUCUUCGAUGACCACAAGUGAAAUCAACGAAUACAUCGUUACUAAUUACAGACUUUCAAGUAGCAUAAUUCUGGAUGCUUUGAAUGCUCCUGUUGGUGACGGAUCAAAUAUUACAGGAUACGCUCUUAAAUUUGACAGGACCGCUGGCAUAUCUGUACCAAUGUCAUAUCCAGCUGAUUUCAACAUUUCUGUUAUUGAUUUCAGUUUGUCGCUUUAUUUCAAACCUUUAGCUUUGGGUGGUUACAUCGUGUCAUAUGCAAAGAACACUACGUUCGCCGUCUUAAACUCGGAUCCAAUAACGUUUCAGUGCGAUACCAGUUUUGUAGAAAGUACGAUAUCGCCUGAACUAAAUGUUUGGAACCAGUUGAUAUUAACAUUUAGGCGGACUCAAGGGACAGUUGAUCUUUUCCAUUUUGGUACUGAUUCCAAAUUGACACAGGAGGUAGUGAACUUUGAGUGUGGCAGUAUAUUUGAAAGUGAUGGUACUAUUAUGCUAGGUGAAUACAUGCCAUCAGUUGGCAGUAAUCCAUAUACUUUUGGAUCACAGUAUUUUACAGGAUUGAUCGACGAAUUCUCUAUUUGGAAGAACCCGAUACCAAACUCUUUAAUAUACCAGGCACACCUCCUUAGCACGAAGGUUUCAGGCUUUUCAUCUGAGUUGGCGUCAUUGAUUUCAUUCUCUGAAGGUGUUGGUGCAGUAGCUUACGAAGAGAUCAAUGGAAAUAACAUGGUUUUACCAAUUGCACCCUGGCAAUCUCCAGAAUGGAUUGUUUCAGAUCUUGGUCUGCAACCUUUGAGAACAACAGUCAGCGAAGUUUACUCAACAAUAAAUAUUGAUGCAAAUGUUGAAACAAUGUGUGGAAAUUUCUUCGACUCAGGCAGUGUUUCUUCCAACUGUGGAGGGGUAUCCGAUUUUAUCAGAUGGUGGUUCAAGCAAACGUGUAUGAUAAUUGCAACAAAUACAGGAAAUAUCUCUGACACAACGAUGGCUAUGGCCGACUACACGUCUCUGUGUGGUGUAACUGGAGGCAAUGUUGAUAACAUCUACGAUGUCUUGUGUGCAUUAAGCGUCGAUAAACCAGCUUGGCUUGAACGAAAAUGCUCAGACUGUGAUUUUGGUUAUAAAACGGGUACGGAAUGUGUUUGUUACUAUGGCUACUAUGGUACAAGUUGUGAUGGCGUCUGUCCGGGAGGAGCCUCCAACCCAUGUAACAGUCAAGGCGAGUGCGAUGUAGGCGGUAACUGUCAGUGUUGGGGACGUUGGACUGGCACUGCAUGUGACACAUGCUCCUCUGGAUGGUCAGGAGACGACUGUACAGUAUAUACAUCCACAUUUGACCCUCUUGGUGAUAAUGCUACAACGCUUGUAGCACAGGUUAACAUGAUAGGGCAGCUGUCAACAUUUGACGGAAUCAUAUUAGAUAUGCCUCAAAGAGGAUAUUUUAAUCUGAUGACGAUUAACGAUUUAGACAUCUCACUCGAAGGCAGAUUUGGAGUUUGUAAUUCUGAGGAUGUCUUCCACGUCUGUUUGAUUGGCUUUGUACUGGAACAUGGCGGCGAAAGUUACUAUGUUAGCUAUGAAAGAUUUACGGGCACAAGUGUUGAAAUUAUGUCUUCCACAAGUCCUAAUAUUACGGUAUACGAUGAAUUUGAACUUGGCGAUAUGAUAUUAAAACUUGAUUCCCCAACAACAUUGAAAAUGACAAUGAAAGGUUCUGAUAUUGCUGUUAAAAUGUCAUCGAUAAGCGAUCGCCUUUUGUCUACAUUGUCUAUACCAAUGACAGAGUGGACUUCACGACAGUCUCAAAUUACAGGCGUUCUCACAUCCUGUAAUACAGAAAAGGCAAUUAUAGCAGCAAACUGUAGUAUUAGCAGACAGUCCUUAUGCAUAGACCCUUCGCAGACUAUAUCGAGCAGCUGCAAAUUAAACCAAACAACUGAAACAUUUUCUCAGUUCCUGAACAAUUCUGCUUAUAACGACACAGAUUUCAUGGAACUAAUUGAAGACAGAUAUCUUUCAGCGAUGGAAUCAAACUGCUUUAAAUACGACGGUAAUGGUGUAUCUGUGACAGAUUUACCGUUACCAGAUUCUGACUUUACUGUUGAGAUGCAUGCUAAACCGACAGAUCAUGGUGGUAUACUGUUGACCUACGAUGAUGCAAACGGCAAUUAUAUAACUUUGAUCAAUCACAAAGAUGGUAUGAUUGUUGCACUACCUGGUGUCUAUCAUCUAACAAAUCUUCCAUUGGAAUUAGAUGUAUGGAAUCAGAUCAGUCUGGCUUGGAGAGAUGACGCACAGAUUCUCGAAGUCUACCUUACAAAUGAUACUGGUGUUUCCACAGUAAAAGCUGUACCACUCACUACUGACGUGUUUAACAGUGGAGGAACAUUAACACUUGGUCAGCUUACACCGGACUUAGGUGUAUCAAUAAGCAUGGGUGACUACACUGGAUACAUUGAUGAAGUACGCAUUUGGAACAGGCCUCACAAUCCGACCGUCAUCACAAACAAUUUCCGCAAAAUGAUUACUGAUGACACUAGCAAUGUCUGGCAUAGCUGGACAUUUAAUGAAGGAAUUGGAUUAACAGCCUAUGAGGAUAGACAAGGUGAUAAUAUGGUACCGGUUAACCUUUUAACUCCGCCAGUGUGGGCAAAGUCAAGUCUUGACCUCUCAGAAGACAAAGACCUCGAUGCACCAAGAUUGACAACUGAAGAUGAAUUGUCAGCUGCAGCACUUCUUGCUGCACAACAAAUGUGUGACAAUUUGAUUAGUAACUUCUCACUGUCGAUAAUUGGCUCAAGUAUGGAUGUUUUAACUGACGUGUACGAAGCUCUGUGUGUUCAAGAAAUAACUGCUACCGGUGACCAAGCACAGGCAGAAGCGGUACUGGCAAGUGCGGCGGACUUGUAUAUAAGCUUAUCAAAUUCAUCAACCAACCCGUUAGCGAGUUUGUGUAAUGUUAUGAGUUCAGUAUCAACUUACAUAGGCGCUAGUGGUGACAAUUGUACUACUUGCGUUUUUGGUACCGUUGAUAAUGGCACAUGCGUCUGUUUUGACACUCAUUGGGGUCAGUCUUGCGAUUCUAUCUGCCCGAUAGGUCCCCUUGGAGCUUGCAAUACAUUUGGCGUCUGUGAUGAAGGACUUGGUGUUUGCAAUUGCCAUCCAAAACACUACGCUGGAUCAAGCACAGUAAGCGACUUCUGGCAAACGUAUUUGACGUCCUCUAGUAUGAACAUGACAUCAGAUUACACAUGUGACGCUUGUUCAGAAAACUGGCAUGGUAAAGAAUGUGAGUAUUCAACAGCAACUCCGAAGUCAUCUUCCAGUUACUACGGAAUUAUCUAUGGAUCUUAUGUCACAAACUUUGAGGGCGUGUCUUACACACACGUAGCGCCAGGUGUUUAUUCUCUUCUCAAAACUUCAUCGAUGGAAGCACAGGCUCUAUUUGUGCCCUGUCUUGGUGAUAAUAGAUGCCGUUACAUGAAAGAAUUUGCGGUACGAAAAGGUGAUUCUAGUAUAAUGAUACAGCAUGCUGAAGAUACAGGACAAAAUGUGACCGUGAAAGUAGACGGUAUAGAUGUAUUAUUCCCGAACACUUCAUCAAGUAGUGGUGUUACCGUAGAAAUGACAGAAUACCCCUAUGUUAAAGUUACAGUCGGAAGUUCAUCAUUUAUUGUGUUUGACUCUGAUAUGGGGUUAGUUACAACUGCAGAGGUAUCAUCAGGCGAUGCAAAAGCAAAUUCUGGAUUACUCGGAAAACCUGAUAAUGACUGGACUCAAGAUUUCCAGUGCACCAGUGAUACUGGAACAUUAAACAAAGAUGAUUUAUCAAGCGAAUAUGCCGGAAAAUGUCUACGUGAACGGUAUGGUACAGGUUCAGGUCAGAUCUUCACCAACCACACUGAUUCUGAAGAUUUCCUAUCGUCAGGUGGCUAUUCGCUAUCACUUUCAGGUGGUGAAGGGUUCACUGUCAAUGGCUUUACUGUGGAGCAGGGUCUUACCAAAUUUACCUCUAGCUACUGGGUUAAGUCCUCUAAAGCUUCGAAGAAGCGAUCCACACUAACUCAUCCGCUACUAACGAUUGAUGCUGGCAGUCAAAACAUCGAUUUUAGAGUUGACAGCGACUAUUUAGUAAUAGACUGGGAUAUACCGUAUACAACUACGCUAAUGCUUGAUAUUGACACUUGGUACUAUCUUGCGUUCUCUUGGAGUGAUGACGGAUCAGCGGUCGUAUACCUUAUCUCAGAUAAUAAUGUGCAGGACUACUCCAUUUCAAAUAUGAAUGUAGGUGGAACAGUUGACGUCAGUGAAAUAACAAUGACAACAACAACUUCUGCACAAGUUUCCUUUGACUGUUUGAGAUCCUGGACCGAAACGAAGACACUGAGUGAAUCGAUAUCCGAUAUGGAUAACUAUUGUGAUGAUUCUACGUCGUCUGACGCAAGUAUGAUGUUAUCAAUAACAUUUGAUGAAGGAAAUGGAACUACGACAUCAAUAACGACAUACAGCACAAAUGAUGGCACAAACUCAGGUUCAGUCACGGGCACAGUCGCCGGAACAAUAUCAGGACUGACCGGUGCUUCAAAUCCAUGGGUUCCGUCGUCUAUUCCUGUACCAGACAUUUCCACUGCGAACACAUUAACUGCCUAUGGUAGAAGUAGCUCUAAUAGCGUUCUCACUAACUAUACAGCAGCAGCAACAGCUUGCCUUGAUGUCAUUAAAAAUGACAAUAUUUCAACCACUUGCAGCGUUCUUUCAAGCGGUACCAUCGAUCACUUCCUUGAAGCAUGUAUUCGUGAUUAUGAUAGAAUUGGUGAACAAGAGGCUCAACGGAUCUUAGAAUCCACUCUCAUCUACUACUGUGCUACUGCAAUGGGCGGUGAUGAGUGUCAGUUUGUUGGUUAUUUUUAUUUCUGCAAAGAUGUCGAAGAAGAGGCCGCAGGAUUACCACUGAUAAUUAUUGCAGCCGCUGCAGGCGGUGCGUUGCUGCUAAUUGGACUUAUAAUUCUUAUCAUAUGCCUAAAAAAGAAGAAGCAGAAAGAGAAAGAACGAGCAGCUGCUGAAGAUGAUCCCAGUUUAUCCUUAGUCUCCAAUACUAAAUUCAAUACUACGGCUUUGAGGAGAAAUACUACUGAAACAUCGUUUGUGUCAAUGGAUUCCCGGCGUCAAUCUGCUUGGGACGAUGGUGGAAGAAACUCUGUGGUUUCCGUCAACUCCCCAGUAAUGUUUUCAGACGACGAACCAAGUAGCCCAACGCCUUCAACGUCUGGGUCUUUCUUUAAGAAAGGUACAGUUUCACCAAUGACCGUUGCACCAUUGACAGAACAGAAGAAAAUAGCUGUGAAUAACUGGUCGAAACUGGUCCAGAAAGCAACAGAAAAUGGUCCGGUAUCACCACAUCCGGCUCCAAAUCCUAGCACGACCGCACCAAAUAAAAAGGUCGAACCAGCUAAACGGUAUAUUACUACAAGCCCAGAACCAGGAACGACUAGUACUUCUACAAGCCCAGUAAGUCCAGCGCCAGUAGCAAACUGGGGCAAAUUGUUAGAAAAAGCUCUCAACUCUGGUGCAACUUCCCCUCAGUUCUCCAGUAUUCCUGGAAGUGAAACUUCUACACCGAUGCCGGCUGUUGCUCCCAACGCGCCAACUGGUAUGUUUGGUAUGUCGCCACAGCCAAUGUUUGGAUCUAAUGCAGCUGCGGUAACUCCGAAACCAGCUUUUGCUGCUGACGCACCAACAUCUCUAGGCGGUAGUAACGCGAAACAAUGGAAAAAGCCUGCACCUAUUCCACGACUGCCGCAGAAUGCCAGAAAGUCGUCGGUUGCUGUUGCGCCGGACAGACCAGAUAGCGUUGUGAACGAUCUAGACACUGCGUAAAACAUUCGAAUCAAUGGACUGGACUAAAUGUUUGUUAAAUAAAAUAUGUUUACUACAUAAAUAUUCUUUGUGCAAAAGUGUAAAAUUCGACUACUUUAAUGAUAUUGGUUUCUACACGAGGGUACGAGAAGUGCUAUUUUAAUUUUAUAAAAUGUUUACAUUUAUUCUUUGAUAAUUUACUUAUAUACUGUGAUAAUUUCCUGUGAUAGUUCUUACUACUUAACCUUUAUAAUAUGUUUGCAACAAUCAGAGAUUUUAUUUAAACAUAAAGCAACAUUGUAUAUAUUUUAAAGACUUUGUACGAUUU